GAGAGAGUCUGUGUUUACAAACAGUUUGUUGUUUUCAUAUGUCAUUCAAUCGGUGGUCAAUACAAUCACCAUAAUCUGGUCCGCAGACACACACCAUGGCGUCCCUCUUCGACCAAUACGAACGGUUCGCAUCGCUGUCCGGAUCCACAUCUCGACCCGUCCUCGACGUGGAGCCGAAUCACGACAACUCCAUAAUCAACAUGUGUUCCGAUAGUGAAGAUCCCAUUUUCAGUAAACAUAAAUUGGACUUCUUACCCGUCGACAACAUAACACAUUUAGUGGUGAGUAAUAAUCAUGUGGUGAUUGCCUUAAGAAAUAAGACAAUCCUACGGAUGGAUCUUUUGCACGGCUCACAAACUACUGACACAGAAUUGACAGCAUUUAUAUCGGAUAAGAGCCACACAUCGCGAGUGAAUCACUUGUUUUUAGACCCGACGGGAAAACAUUGUAUAAUAAAUGUUAUAAAUAGCGAAACACAGGUUUCGGCUGAAAAUCUGUAUUUAGCGCGAAAAUGCGUUCAAAUGUCUAAAAUGAGAGGACAUGUGAUUACAGCCGUCGGCUGGAACUACGAGGUCAGCGCUCGAAGUCAGUCCAAUACCACCGCAAACAUACUGAUCGGCACAAACAAAGGGCUUAUUUUUGAGUCGGAAUUAGUUCCGGCCGAUGAGUCCAAGUUUUUCCCCAUUGGAGGUCCCGAACAGUACUUCAAACAGGCUUUUGAAUUGGGCUCAGAUGCCGGUCCCGUGUCUGCCAUUGAGUUCCAUAAGAUUAGACCAUUGAGUGCUCACGAGUCCAUUCGUUUAUAUCAAUUUGUGGGCAACGCUUCAAAUACAAGCGAUUCUCCCUAUUUAUACCAAGUGUUUAACACUCCGUACAGCACUCCAUAUCAAGAUAUGCCCCGACAUAUGAACUUCAGUCAAUUGAAUUUCUAUUACCCGAACCCUAACUCCAUUCCCCAGUCAUUUGGAUGGCUUACCGGUCCCGGAGUGUUAUGCGGACGAAUCGAUAUAAGCCCCAAAUCGGUGACCAAUAAUAGUGUUAUAAGCGAUACAACAUUAUUGACAUAUAGAAGCGAAACGGAUACCAGUUUUAAUGAUGAAAAUCCUAUUGGUUUUGUAUUAACACAAUAUCAUGUGUUAAUAUUAAUGCGAAAUUUUUUGAAAAUUAUCUGCGUUUUGAACGAUGAGGUGGUCUUUGAGGAAUAUUUUACUGAAACAUAUGGUAAAUUAGUAGGCAUUGCGAAAGACCCGACUCGAGGCACUGUUUGGGUGUUCACACACUUAGCCAUCUAUCGGUAUAGGAUUGUGGCCGAAGACCGCAAUAUAUGGAAAAUAUAUUUAGCGAAACGUGAUUUCGAAGCGGCCAAACGGUUGGCCCGAAACGAUGCCAUUAAAACAAAUGAAAUUAUUUGCUCGGAAGCCAACUAUUAUUUCUCCAAAAAGAAUUAUGAAAAGAGUGCAUCACUUUAUGCAUUGAGUCAUAAAUGUUUCGAAGAAAUUGCCCUCAAAUUCAUUCAAAUCAAUGAAGACGAGGCACUGAAACAAUUCCUAGUCUGCAAACUGGACACACUAUCCCUGAAGGACACCACUCAGCUCACUGUACUCGUCCUUUGGCUCAUUGAGAUACAGCUCAACCAAAUGGGAUCUCUGAAAAAUGCGGGCAAAGAGUCCUCACAUGACUACCAGCUGAUUGAAGCAGAGUUUGAGAGUUUGCUCUCACAAAACAAAAAUUGUUUAAUUAAAAGUCGUAAAGCGGUCUAUGAUUUGAUCGAAAGUCACGGCAACCAAAAGAAUUGGAUUCAUUUUGCGGUUUUAAUGCAAGAUUACGAUCGGGUCAUAGAAUAUCAUUUGCAACACAAGAACUACAGUCAAGCGCUUACUGUUCUCAGACAACAAGGUGUGACGGAUAUGUUCUACAGAUUCGCUCCGAUUAUUAUGCAAGAAAUGCCGGCCGAAUUGAUUUCACUGUUGAUUCAAUUGGCUCCACAAUUGGACUCAACAAAACUGAUUCCAGCAUUAUGUUUGGAAACGAUCCGAUAUCUGGAGCACUGCGCCUACAAAUUAGGUGAUUCUGAUCCAGUGAUACAUAACUAUCUGCUGGCACUAUACGCACAGACGACUCCCGACAAACUCAUGACAUACUUGUCGAUGAAGGGCGAGGACGAGUCGACAGUGCCUUACGAUAUCCGAUACGCGGCUAGAAUUUGUUGCGAACUGGGCUUAGAGAGGGCUUGUGUUCACCUCUACUCUACGAUGGGUAUGUGCGAAGAGGCCGUAGACCUGGCGCUCACAUUCGACAUACAGUUAGCCAAACAGACGGCCGAUCGAAGUGGUGACCAAAUUGGCGAUCAAUUAAGGAAAAAAUUGUGGCUCAGAAUCGCGCGACACGUGAUUAGUAGUGAAGAGAAAGACAUUAAAACGGCCACAAAAAUACUCAAAGAAUGUGAACUCUUGAAAAUUGAAGACAUUUUGCCAUUUUUUCCCGACUUUGCGACCAUUGAUCACUUCAAAGAAGCCAUUUGUUCAUCACUUCAAGAAUACAACCGAAACAUCGAAUCGCUUAAAGAGGACAUGAAGUCGGCGACAGAGAGCGCACAUCAGAUACGACAAGACAUCAAAGCGUUUCGAAAUAAAUUCACAAUAAUUCGUACGGAAGACAACUGCACAGUCUGUUCAUACCCUGUGCUGAACCGUGCCUUUUAUGCCUUCCCGUGCGGACAUCUCUUCCAUAAUGAUUGUCUCGUAUCAGAAUUGAUGCCGUAUUUACCGCAAAGUCAACAGCAAAGAGUCGAUGAGAUUCAACGCAAUCUCAAUUACAGCGGCGGUCCGUCCACACAGUUUAAGACAAAUAAUGAUGUUUUGGGCGAUCAGUCCAACAGUAUUAGUAUCGCCAACGAUAGGGAACGGCUUCUCAACGAAUUGGACGACAUUGUGGGCAAUGAGUGUUUCUAUUGCGGAGAUAUAAUCAUAAGUAGUAUCGAUCAGCCAUUUAUUCUUCCUGAAGAGAUGAGUCAAGCCAUGGAGGGCUGGGAUUGAAGCGUUUGUCUAUAAAUAGUCUGACAAACGCAUUGAGUCUAUGCCAUAGACAGUGUUUACUAAGAAUUUGAAAUUUUACGUAAAACUAUUGAUUAUUUGGACGUUUGGAC
Medioppia subpectinata is the source of this 3145-nucleotide messenger RNA. NCBI's taxonomy places the organism in Eukaryota, Metazoa, Arthropoda, Arachnida, Sarcoptiformes, Oppiidae. The record is from the annotation of a GenBank genome assembly.